This is a messenger RNA of Urocitellus parryii (Arctic ground squirrel), 1667 nucleotides long. RefSeq names its product histone deacetylase 11 (gene Hdac11). Lineage: Eukaryota; Metazoa; Chordata; Mammalia; Rodentia; Sciuridae. Gene Ontology annotation, cellular component: histone deacetylase complex. Gene Ontology annotation, biological process: epigenetic regulation of gene expression. Gene Ontology annotation, molecular function: histone deacetylase activity. The record is from RefSeq and is a predicted model, not a curated record.
CGGGGUGGGUGCGGGUCGGGGCGCCAGCGCAGCCCGGAGGGUCCCCGGGGUCCCUGCGAGCGGGGGCGCGAGUGCGCCAGGCCACACUCCAGCCAGCUCUACCAGCAUGUGCCAGAGACACACUGGCCCAUCGUGUACUCCCCGCGCUACAACAUCACCUUCAUGGGCCUGGAGAAGCUGCACCCUUUCGAUGCCGGGAAAUGGGGCAAGGUGAUCAAUUUCCUAAAAGAGGAAAACCUGCUGUCAGAYGGCAUGCUGGUGGAGGCGCGGGAGGCCUCGGAGGAGGACCUGCUGGUGGUGCACACGAGGCGCUACCUCAACGAGCUCAAGUGGUCCUUCGCGGUCGCCACCAUCACAGAGAUCCCCCCUGUCAUCUUCCUCCCCAACUUCCUUGUACAGAGGAAGGUGCUGCGGCCCCUUCGGAUCCAGACGGGAGGAACCAUCAUGGCGGGAAAGCUGGCGGUGGAGCGAGGCUGGGCCAUCAACGUAGGGGGCGGCUUCCACCACUGCUCUAGCGACCGGGGCGGGGGCUUCUGUGCCUACGCRGACAUCACACUGGCCAUCAAGUUCCUCUUUGAGCGAGUGGACGGCGUCUCCAAGGCCACCAUCAUCGACCUCGAUGCCCAUCAGGGCAACGGGCACGAGAGGGACUUCAUGGACGACAARCGCGUGUACAUCAUGGACGUCUACAACCGCCACAUCUACCCCGGGGACCGCUUUGCCAAGCAGGCCAUCAGGCGCAAGGUGGAGCUGGACUGGGGCACGGAGGACGAGGAGUACCUGCACAAGGUGGAGAGGAACAUGGAGAAGGCCCUGCAGGAGCACAGCCCGGACGUGGUGAUCUACAACGCUGGCACCGAUGUCCUCGAGGGGGACCGCCUCGGGGGACUGGCCAUCAGCCCAGAGGGCAUCGUGAAGCGGGACGAGCUGGUGUUCCGGGUGGUCCGAAGCCGGCAGAUCCCGAUCCUCAUGGUGACCUCGGGGGGCUACCAGAAGCGCACGGCCCGCAUCAUCGCCGACUCCAUCCUCAACCUGCGCCACCUGGAUCUCAUCGGGCCCCAGUCGCCCAGCAUCUCCACCCAGAGCUCAGACACCCUGCUGCUGUCGCCCUCGGUGUCGUGACCUGCGCUGCGCUAGGUGGCACCAGCCUGUCUCCGGCCCGCCACCACCUGCUCUAGUGCCGUGUCCACCCYGUGGGGCCCUGGGCGCCCAGCGCACCGAGGGGAAGGAGGGCCGAGCCGUCCCCGCCUGGGCCAGAGGAGGGCCCRCCGCGGCCCCUCUGCUCCCCACCCGGGUCCCGGGUCCCCGUGGGCAGGACAGCGGCCAGGCAAGAUCCCCUGGGGUCCAGGGUUGGACCAGGCCCUGUGGAGGCCGCGGGUCUUCAGAACAGGAGAGGAGGCCAGGAGGCCAGGAGGCCAGGAGGCCGGGGGGCCCGGGUCGGUGCACAGAGGAGGUCCCGUCUCCACCCUGCUGGGCUGUCCUCCAGUCGCAGGUGGCUGUCCCACUGUCCACGCCUCAGGUGUCAGGAGCCACGCUGCCGAGGACAGCCCAGCGCCAGGCGCCCCGGGGAACCUGUGUCCCCGGCCGUGUGGCGUGGGACCUGGGGCAGGGACGCAGGUGGGCUCUCCAGUCUGGGGUCCCCCCAAUAAAGCAAGGUCUGGGCCUGC